GCUGAAGCUCGUUUAGCAGCACGCCGGCAAGCCCGCGCUGAGGCUCGCGAAAUUCGUAUGCGCGAACUAGAGCGACAACAAAAGGAACAGGAGCAAAAUGCGGAUCGCGUAUUUGAUUUGCAGCAACAAUCAGUUAAUUUAUCGGAGACGGCAAACAUUAGCUUGACGCUACGUACAAGUCGAUUGGCAGUGCAGACGGCUACAGCUCGUGGAAGUGCAUUUUCGUCUCGUCGCAGUAGUGAGGACUCACUCGAAGAAGAGGGCCGUAGUUUGCGUGAUUUGCGGCAUGAGCUAAAGAACGUAGAGGAACGGUUCCGGAAAGCGAUGAUUGCUAAUGCGCAGCUGGACAACGAGCGGUCGUCGCUCAACUAUCAGAUACAGUUGCUUAAGGAUAAAUUGGAGGAGAUGGAAGAAUUGCAAGCGCAGCUACAACGAGAAUAUCGUGAGAAGUGUCGGGAUCGUGAAGCUAUUAAGAGGAUCAACGAUAAAUUAAUCGAGGAGUUGAAACUCACUAAAGGGCAGCUUUACGAUCGCGACUCACUAAUUGAGCAGCACGGUCUGGUUAUAGUGACGGUGGAGAACGACGAUGGAAGUGAUGCUAAUCGCGCUCUAGUCACAACAGAGAACGCACAGUUGCUUAAGUCAGUACCCGGUUCCUUAGAUAUUAGGCUUAAGAAAUUUGGAGAAGAGAAACAGGAACUACAAAUCGAGGUACAGUCGUUGCAACAACAGCUCAAUGACAUUAAGAACAAAGGACGCCGAAAUAUUGUCAUUAACGGUACAAGCGAUGAUGACUACGAGGAUGCACAACGUGAGUAGCAAAGCAAU
This is a messenger RNA of Anopheles bellator, 828 nucleotides long. Its product is annotated as leucine-rich repeat flightless-interacting protein 2. The record is from RefSeq and is a predicted model, not a curated record. The annotation marks the transcript as partial. Lineage: Eukaryota; Metazoa; Arthropoda; Insecta; Diptera; Culicidae. The transcript is spliced from 3 exons. Gene Ontology annotation, biological process: regulation of DNA-templated transcription.